Molecule: messenger RNA, 2238 nt
Organism: Necator americanus (New World hookworm)
Lineage: Eukaryota; Metazoa; Nematoda; Chromadorea; Rhabditida; Ancylostomatidae
Exons: 20
Coding region: 1-2238 (745 amino acids)
Source: RefSeq, a predicted model, not a curated record
AUGGAUGAAGACCAGAGACUCAAAAUUUUCGUAGAAAACGAAAUCAAGGAGCCGGCUGGUAAUGACGUAUCGCUACAAAAUAGGAAUGAAGCAUUCAUGGAUGAAUUACUUGAAGAAGUCGAUGUCGUCUACAUCGAUGGUGACGAUGGAAUGCUCGGAAUAGCGGAAGAAGUCGUAGCGGAUGGAGAAUAUGUGGAAGUUGAUGGUGAAGAGCCAAUCGAUGUGCAGGAGUAUACCGAUCAGUCACAAUCGAGUUACCUCAAUAGUGAGCAAACUGCAUCUCAAACAUCACAAGUUGCAACUGCUGGGCAUGACAGGAGGCUCAUACCAAGAUAUCCUGUUUCCAUUUCAAGAAAUGUCCCUAUCUUGAACAGACGGAGUUUCUCCAAAAAAGUGGAUUGGGUUGUAAACCAACGCAAGAAAUUAAUGGCUUACGACGUGCUCGAUUCCCUGCCGAAAGAGAAACGUAGGACUUUCGUUGAGCUUAUGGAUUUAAUGGAUGACAGAAUCGAUGCCGAGUUGUCAAAGUCGAAUCAAGAAUCUUUUUUGCCAAGAUGUGUGUCCAGCGAUCGAAAGGACAUUGUUGAGAACUCAAUCGAGCAAGACGGAACAAAACAACAAGAUAAUGAGCUAUUUGAAGAUGCGGACAACUUCUUAGGAGGUCGGAUGUUCAGGGAACGCUAUAGGAAUGUCCACGUUCCAGACCAAAGUGAUAAACGAUUCUGUCCGUCAUGCCGAAUGAUGCUGAAACGAGCAAUUUACUACCACCAUGGACGACUUAUAAGGAAGUAUGGCCGUUGUGACAUUUUUACUCCGAAGAGAUUCCCUUGCGGAGAGGCAGGGUGUCAUGAGCGUCUGGGCACAUUAGAGAGGUUAUGUGAUCACAUGUAUCAAAUUCACAGUGCACCAACAAAGAUUAAGCACAAAACUUUCGAGAAUGAAACAGAAUUUCAAGAAUUCUUGGAUGAAUUAGAAUGCGGUGGAAAUUACCGUAUGGCAAGGGGAAACAAAGUUGUGAAAGGAACCAUUGUGCAAUAUUAUAGAUGUAAUAGAAUAUAUUCUUUGCCCAGAAAGCAAACAAUGCGUCUUGUUGAUGGCUUCACAGGUAUCGGUUGUGAUGACGAAUUCUAUGCUUAUCCCAAGGAUCCCUUUCUAAAAGAAACAAGCACCAAGCCAUUUCUUCGCACGGAAGAGGCUUGCACGGCUUUUUUCAGGAAGUGCUACUUGAAUGAUGGUAGAAUCGAGGUUCGAUACUGCGACUAUCACCUUCACAGUGAUGAUCACAUACGUCUUCCUCGUGUUGUUCGUUCACGUAUCUAUGAAAUGAGCACUAAGAGGCUUCCGACAGCUGUUAUAAUUAUGGUCUUGCAAAAAGAACGUCAUCGCUUUUGCUCGGAGGGGUCAGCACUUGAACGACGAAUAAUGUCUCUCACUCCGAGCGAAGUUCACCUGACGGUUUUGUCUUUCAAGCGAAUGCUGGAGAAAUCCACUGAAAAGCCCGAGAGUAUAGCCGAGAACGGAUCUGAAGACCAGCGGACAGUUGAAGAUACUCAGGGACGCGAAGGAGGUGAAAAUUUGAAGGAGAAGAACAAGAGCGUUGCAGACGAUGAUGAUGAAGAGAAUGCAGAAGGUGUGCUUACGGAACUAGAAUUGACUACACUGGAAGAGUAUGAACAAAACCGUGGCGAUGUCGUAUCGCAAGUUCAGAGCAUUCGCCGUGAGCAAAACAAAAAACGGAUUCUCCGUGAGCGUGUAAGGGCUGCUGUGUACAAAAUAGGGCGAACGAUGAGGAAUGUGCGGUUCUCUACAUUCGAUUUUGAUCUUCUUCUGCGUUCACAGGAAAUACUUGAGAAUGUGGUGGAGUUGUGGAAGGAGAGUCCGAGUAAAGAAAAAAACGUUAUUCCAUUGACAGUGAACUGCGAGGAAUUGGUAUCCUCCGACAAUUCCUACCUAUCCAGUGCCGAGAGUGCUCGGAGCGAAGCUGCGGUGCCUAUUUGUACGGAUCGGCAAGAAAUAACUGUGAAUGAGAAGUUAAUCGGUGUCGCUACAGAAAAAAUUGAAGAUUCGCCGUUCGGCAGAAGUAAAACGAGAAAAGUUCAUCCCUCUCCACGAUCACGCAUAAAAACAGAAGAGAAUAAAGAGGAGAUGCACAUGGGUACAGCUUUGCAACCAACAGCCCUUCCAGCAGUCACACGUGUUGGACGAAUUGUGAAGCGUAGGAAGAUGCUAGAUAUGUAG